Molecule: messenger RNA, 705 nt
Organism: Penicillium canariense
Lineage: Eukaryota; Fungi; Ascomycota; Eurotiomycetes; Eurotiales; Aspergillaceae
Exons: 2
Coding region: 1-705 (234 amino acids)
Source: RefSeq, a predicted model, not a curated record
AUGACUAUUACCGAAGUCGGCUGCAUGGGCGUUAAGCCUUCACUUGAUGUCAUCAAUGACAGUACGACAGAGGGCCAAAUUUUGACCAAGCUAUACAAAUAUGUCGUAACUGCACCUGGAGGACCCCUUCGGGUGUAUUGGGGCCUUGAGAUUGAAAAUCCGUCCUACCUCUGGGCACUGUUUGACUGGAAUUCGAUUCAAGAUCACGAGAAUUUUGCUAAAACUCUAGGCCAGGAAGCCGCAAAGGAAUCGCCAAAAAUUCUCACCCAUGGCUUAUUUACAGAGCACAUUACCGCCACACAAUCACUACCAGUGGCUCUACAGUCUCCUAUAACAGAGGUCAUCUUGGCUUAUUUUCCCUCGGAUAUUUCAUCGGCUCAGAAAGAUGCAGCUAUCACAAAUCUCAAAAAUUCCGAGAAAGAUCUUCUGAUCUUUCCCGACAUUGGGGCUCUGAGCUACGGUUGGGGCGUGGAAAGCGACUUCCCCGUCAGAGAUGGACAAGAAAACCAGAGAGCAUCAAUCCUUAUGUCCUUCAUUGGACUUGAUAGUAUUGAUGCGCACACCAAAUUUAGGAAGACACCGACAUUUGAGAAGCUGUUGAGCUUGAUCAAGAACAUGGAGAAGAUCAUGAAGCUGGAGUCUCUCUCCGUCAGUUUCCGAUCGCUGACCAGGAACACUGAAGAGGAGACUAUUGAGGACAUGUAA